This is a messenger RNA of Mangifera indica (mango), 2820 nucleotides long. Its product is annotated as LMBR1 domain-containing protein 2 homolog A-like. The transcript is spliced from 14 exons. The coding region runs from base 282 to 2456 and encodes 724 amino acids. Lineage: Eukaryota; Viridiplantae; Streptophyta; Magnoliopsida; Sapindales; Anacardiaceae. The record is from RefSeq and is a predicted model, not a curated record. Gene Ontology annotation, cellular component: membrane.
AAAAUUUUAAUACGAAAGAUCUGAACCAGGGGACAAUUCUCCUUACAAACGUCCGUUGUCUCUGGAGUUUUGACCAACAUUGUGCUUUCACACCCACAAAACGCCAUAUUAGUAUUAGCCCAAACCAAGAUAUCACCAACCUAGCUCCGUCGGUCCCACUUUAAAGCGUUUGUCGCCUGCAAAGGUUUUUUGUUAACCACCAAUCCGCUCUUUCUAAAUCUCCCGAGAGAGCGUGAGAAAGAAAACGAAAUCGGAAGAAAAUUUUACAGAAAGCUACAAACAUGUGGGUUUUUUACCUGAUCUCGCUGCCUUUAACCUUAGGCAUGGUAAUUUUCACGUUGAGGUACUUCGCUGGGCCUGAGGUCCCUCGUUACGUUCUAUUCACCGUUGGAUACGCCUGGUUUUGUUCUCUCUCCAUCAUCAUCCUCGUUCCCGCCGAUAUUUGGACGACUAUAUCGCAUCCACCUGAUUAUAAUGGGAAUGGAGGCAUUUCAUUCUUUUGGAGCUGGUCUUAUUGGAGUACGUUUUUACUUACUUGGGCUGUGGUGCCACUUAUUCAGGGUUUUGAAGAUGCUGGUGACUUCACUGUGACAGAAAGAUUGAAGACUAGUGUACAUGUUAACUUGGUCUUUUAUUUAAUUGUGGGAUCCAUCGGCCUUUUUGGACUUAUUCUUCUCAUUGUGAUGCACAAGAAUUGGAGCGGAGAUGUUCUUGGUUUUGCUAUGGCAUGCUCAAAUACGUUUGGGCUUGUUACUGGUGCAUUUCUGCUUGGUUUUGGUUUGAGUGAAAUUCCCAAAAGCUACUGGAAAAAUGCAGAUUGGACCAUCCGUCAAAAAAUUCUUUCUCAUAAAAUUGCUAAAAUGGCUGUGAAACUUGAUGAUGCUCACCAAGAUCUUUCAAAUGCUAUUGUAGUAGCUCAAGCAACAUCAAAUCAAAUGUCCAAGCGUGAUCCUCUUAGACCUUACAUGAAUGUUAUUGACAAUAUGUUAACUCAAAUGUUUAGACAAGACCCAUCUUUUAAACCACAAGGUGGAAGAUUGGGGGAAAAUGAUAUGGACUAUGACACUGAUGAGAAAUCAAUGGCAACUCUAAGGUGUCAUCUUCGAGGAGCUAGAGAGCAGUAUUAUCGAUAUAAAAGUGAGUAUAUGACUUGUGUCAUGGAAGCCUUAGAACUGGAAGAUACAGUAAGAAAUUAUGAUCGACGCAAUGCUACUGGAUGGAAAUAUAUUUCAAGCUUUAGACCAGUUCGAACUGGAAAAAUUGGGGGUGUCUUUGAUACAAUAGAGUUUAUUUGGAAAUGUAUUUUAAGAAAACAAAUUGAGAAGCUUUUGGCCAUCGUAUUUGGUACCAUGACAGCUGCUAUUCUGUUAGCGGAGGCCACACUUCUGCCUAGUGGAGUUGAUCUCUCUCUUUUCUCUAUACUUAUAAACUCUGUGAAAUCAGAAGAGGUGUUUGUUCAGAUAUUUGCCUUUGUACCUCUGAUGUAUAUGUGUGUCUGCACAUAUUACUCAUUGUUUAAAAUUGGAAUGUUAAUGAUUUACUCGUUGACACCUUGGCAAACAAGUUCAGUCAACUUGCUUAUGAUAUGCUCGAUGGUUGCUCGAUAUGCUCCUCCAAUUUCAUACAACUUCCUCAAUCUUAUUAGUCUUCGUGAUGGGCGCAAAACUAUAUUUGAAAGGCGGAUGGGGAACAUUGAUAGUGCUGCCCCUUUUUUUGGAAAAGGGUUUAACAAAAUUUAUCCACUAAUUAUGGUUAUAUACACCCUGUUGGUUGCAAGCAAUUUUUUCAACCGGGUAAUUGAUUUCUUUGGGAGUUGGACAAGAUUUAGAUUUCAAACGGAGACAGAGGAAAUGGAUGGAUUUGAUCCAUCUGGAUUAAUUAUUUUACAGAAAGAGCAAUCUUGGCUUGAAAAAGGGCAUAGAGUUGGUGAUAAUGUUGUUCCACUGGCAAGAAAUUUUAACAGCACUGAUAUCGAGAUUGGCAGCAAUAGCACAGAUUCAAGUGCCCUUGAUAUGAAGGCGACAAGAAGUUUAGUAACUAAUGGUGACAAGGGAACUCCAUCAAAAUCUUCAAAAGAAGCAAUGAACAACAAAUAUGCUGCAGUGAGAGAACAGAGUAAACAAUCGUCUGGUACGAAAGCAUUGGAGCAAAAUAAUGCAUCUUCUAAGGUCUCCUUGCUUAAUGGAGGAAACUCCUCUGGCAACACAACUGGAGGACCAUCUAGUCUUGCCUUGAAAUGGAAUUCAAUGAAGACAGGUUUCCAAAGUAUUAGAGCGAAUAUAGGUGCCAAAAAGUUUCUUCCUUUACGCCAAGCACAAGAAACUAAUUUAAUCUCUCAUGAUAACUCAUUGGAGUCCCUUGACGAGAUAUUUCAGAGAUUGAAACGACCAUCAUCUUCAGACCAUGAACAUGCUGAAGAAGAUGAAAAUGAUGAUAUUUCAAGCCCCGUGAGAUAAUUUAAAGAUUCCCUCAUGCAAAAUGAACUUGCUUUUCGUGGAAAGUAUGGGCACAUAUACAGGUUCUGAUUGGCUUAACUUGAAGCAUGCUCCAAAAGUUCUUGUGUAGCCGAAUCCUCAACUGCAGUUGAAGCUGGGGAUAAUGUUCCGUUGUGGUAAGAUGGUGUACCUAUCGACAAAUUAAAAACUUUAGAUGAUAGAAAAGAGAAAAUUGAAAAAGCUUCAUUCAUAGAAAGGAAAUUUUGGGAAAACUGUAAUGAACCACACUUGACAGACGCUCCCCUAGUUGGGGAGCUGACUCUGGCAACAGAACACAACAAUUUCUGAAGAAAAUACAUCUGAAAUGAACUGAAGUUUGGCAGCA